UGGUGAUUUUUUAAGCAACGAUGACAUAAUAUAAGUUUAUAAUUUAAAAUUUAACACGUGGUCCAGAAGUCGUAUUUAACACAUCUUGUUUGAGAAUCUAUUUACAACAGUACGUACCCAUUCAUUAUAGCUCAACUCUCUUGUUUACAUUAACUGUUUAUGCACAUUGUGAUUCACGUGAAGGAUAUAGCCUCCAGCAGCCACACAAGACUUGCAAAAUAGCAUGCAAAGGUGUAGCAGGAGCACUAUCUUUGUAUAAAUCAUUACAUAUUGUUGAUUCUGUUGCAUUCUCUUACAACAAAUCCCGAAACUCUAUCAUUUCAUAUUUCACCAUAGACGGAAUGGACAGUUUAUUCUUGAUUAGAGGUUGUGCUUUAAUUUUUAGUGUUUUAUAUCAACUGAAUCUAUCUCAAGCGCAAGCAAACAUCUAUAACGAAUAUGAAAUAACUCUUUUUGCAACGAGGAAAACUUUCGCUGAUGCUCGGACAGAUUGCCAGAGAAGAAAUGGCGACUUGAUAAUUAUUGGAGAUGCCCAAACCCAAGCAUUCAUCGCACCUUUAUUGGAUUCAAGUAUUCCUGUUUGGGAUAAUGAUGCUUUUUUUGUUGGUUACUGGAUCGGUGGUCAACGUUUAGCAGAUGGCUGGAAGUGGGUGAACGGAAGCACAUUACCGUUACCCAGCUCUACUAGUGGUUUAUACAAAAACUGGUUUGGUGUUGAGCCUAAUGCACCUUCGAGCGAACAUGCAUGUGUAGCAAUGACACCUUACACUAAUACGGGUGGUUACGGAAAUACUAAAGGAGGUUGGGUGGAUGACGUUUGUACAAAUACGAAGUACUAUGUGUGUCAGAGAGAUUUGUGUUCUUCGUCACCUUGUCUAAACGGUGGAACAUGCAGCAGAGGACCCAAUGCAUAUACUUGCUUUUGUCCACUUGGAUAUACUGGUAGAAACUGUGAAAUAGCCUCCCAGCAACAACAAUGCAGAUAUGUGUGCGAAGAUACAGUGCCAUGUAACAACAACCAUAGACACAAAGGAGAAAAAGGAGAGACAGGAUUUCCCGGAAAGGCUGGACCUAGGGGUGAAAAGGGACCACAGGGGGUCGGACUUCCACAAACGUUAUCGGAAAAUUUAACAUCAAGACUUACGGAGCUGGAACUUAAAGUCGAAACAUUGCAAACAUUGCUUCUACCCGUAUCGUGCGCGAUGACGUCACAAGUCGGGUAUCAAAUGAUGAGGUCACGACGAAUGAAGUAUUGCGACGGAGGGUGGGAGGUCUUCCAGCGCAGAUAUGAUGGGAGUGAAGACUUUCAACGCAACUGGGAAGAUUACAAAGUCGGGUUCGGAAAUAAGUCUGGAGAAUUCUGGUUAGGUCUCGAGGCAUUGCAUCAAAUGACGCGGCGCAGUGGGUGCAGACUAAGAGUGGACAUUUGGGACUAUAGCGAAGAUCACGCGUUCGCAGAAUACAGUGAGUUUUCAAUUGGAGACGAAGCCAGUUUAUAUCGUUUAUAUAUCGAUGGUUGGAGUGGAACAUCUGGUGACAGCAUGACGCAACACAACAAUCUGCCAUUCUCUACCAUUGACCGUGAUAACGAUUCGCAUGCUAGAAGAUGCACAACUGAUGUACAUGGACCAUCUGGAGGGUGGUGGUUUGCAGGUUGUUAUCAUGCUCAGCUGAAUGCAGAGUGGGGUCGCUCCAGUGCAAAUUGGUUUAACAAUGUUUGGCAUUCGUGGAAAGGCAGUUCAACUGCAAUAAAAGCUUCUCAUAUGAAGAUUAGAUGUGACUAACGGGAGUUACUACUGGCUUUACCCAAAGAUUUUAGGAUGGGGGGAGAUGGGACAACUUGUUAUUCUGACUUCUCGUCCCAUUUGAUAGUAAACAAAGAACAUUCAAAGUAAUACGAAACUGUUUCCACACGACCCCAUAGACCGUUUUUAUAAAUAUUUAAAACAUGAUCAGAAUAUUUCGAUAUUAUGUGCUAAAGGUGUGCUAUCUUCUCCCACCCUUUUAUUUGUAUUAUGCUUGUUGCUUUAACGUGCGUGUUAGAAAUGCUUGGGGGAAUAAAAAUAAUGUAUGUA
Ciona intestinalis (vase tunicate) is the source of this 2075-nucleotide messenger RNA. The record is from RefSeq and is a predicted model, not a curated record. NCBI's taxonomy places the organism in Eukaryota, Metazoa, Chordata, Ascidiacea, Phlebobranchia, Cionidae.